GGCCCUCGCAGAACAUCGCGGUGCAGACCGACUUCAAGGCGGCCGAUGCGAAUGUGAACACGGACCAGGACAUCGAGAAGAACUUGGACAAGAUGAUGUCUGAGCGGGCCUUGCUGAAGGAGCGCUACCAGGAGGUGCUGGACAAGCAGAGGCAGGUGGAGAAUCAGCUGCAGGUCCAGCUUAAGCAGCUCCAGCAGCGGAGGGAAGAGGAGAUGAAAAACCACCAGGAGAUCCUGAAAGCGAUUCAGGAUGUUACGAUCAAGCGAGAAGAGACUAAGAAAAAGAUGGAGAAAGAAAAGAAAGAAUUCCUGCAGAAAGAGCAGGAUCUCAAAGCUGAAAUUGAGAAACUCUGUGAGAAGGGCAGAAGGUUGCUGAAGGAGCAGGAGGAGAAGGAAAACAAGAUUGCCUCUCUGAUUGCAGAGCAGUCUGAUGAGAAGCAGCUGUGGGAGAUGGAGCUGGACAAGCUGAAGAACCAGCACAAUGAAAUCAACAGGAACAUUCUUGAGGAGACAGAACGGGCCUGGAAGGCAGAGAUCCUGUCCCUGGAGAGCCGGAAGGAGCUGCUGGUGUUGAAACUAGAAGAAGCAGAAAAAGAAGCAGAGCUACACCUCACCUACCUCAACUGUGCUUGCAGGUCUGCGCCGCCCACGCUGGAGACCAUGAGGCCAAAGCAGGAGUGGGAGAUGAGGCUGAACAGGAUACGAAUGACCAAGCAAAGUGUCCGAGAUCAGUUCAAUGACCACAUCCAGAUGGUGAGGAAUGGCACAAAGCUGAGCAGCCUCCCCCAGAUCCCGACGCCGACGCUGCCUCCCCCGCCUUCGGAAACAGAUUUCAUGCUGACGGCAUUCCAGCCCAGCCCAUCCCUGACCCCCCGGCUCCCCUUCCCCAUCGGGCCCGUCCCCGUGCCUAUGGUCAUGCCCAGCGCCGAUCCCCGGGCGCUCUCCUUCCCUCUGCUCAACCCCGCCAUGUCCAGGCCCAACCAGCCCUCCCCGCCCCUGCCCGCGUCCCAGGGCAGGAACAGCCCGGUGGUGGCGUCGCUGAUGGGCACACACAGCCCCCACAUGGCCCCCGCCGCCUCCAUCCCUCCUCCGCCCGGCCUGGGCGGCGUCGGCGUCGCUCCCGAGUUCCACCGGCCCCACCAGCCGGCCGACAAGCUGGAGAAGCUGCUGGAGAGGCUGCUGACUCGGUUCCCACAGUGCAACAAGGCCCAGCUGACCAGCAUCCUGCAGCAGAUCAAGACUGCCCGGAGGACCUUGGCCGGCCUGACCAUGGAGGAGCUGAACCAGCUGGUGGCAGCCAAGCUGGCAGAGCAGCAGGAGCGGGCAGCAGCUGGUGCUCAGCCUCUGGGCCGGAUCAGGGCCCCCAUGUUCUCUGCUCCCCUGCCUCAGAUCAGCACGCCCAUGUUCCUGCCCCCGGCCCAGGUCGCUUACCCGGGAACGGCGUCACACACCCCAGCUGCCUGUAAGCUGUGUCUGAUGUGCCAGAAGCUGGUGCAGCCCGGUGACCUUCACCCCAUGGCCUGCUCACAUGUGCUGCACAAGGAGUGCAUCAAAUUCUGGGCACAAACCAACACGAAUGACACUUGCCCCUUUUGCCCAAGCCUCAAAUGACGGCUGCUGGGACAACGUGGGCCCCCAGGAGGAGUUGCUGUGAAUAGACAGGAUCAGUUCUAAGAUUUCUACAGUUCUAUAUUUAUACGAUCAUGUAUACACAUGUACAUUUUUAUUAUAUAGGUAAUGUGUGUAUAGAAAGUCUGUAAACAUACAAAUUCAUAAAUAAAGUGUGUAUAUUAUGCAGUGAUUUGCUGCAGCUCCUCAUUUCUUAGCCCACAGCCUUGCUGGCUUCUUCCAAAUGAGGGUCAGUGUUCCCUGCUUGCUGGGAACUGCCUCAGCCACCUCUUCCCACUUGGAUCCCAUCAGCUCCUUUCCUAGGGCCAUUCCUCACCACCCCCACAUCCCUGCCAGCCAUCACCUGUUCUUUCCCCUCUUGCCAACAAACAAGCUGCAGGUAAAGAGCCAAUUUCUCGUGGUCAUUUUUUUUUCCUUUUUAAUGUCAUAAUAAUUUACCGUGUUAACAUUCAUUGUUCUUACAUAGACACUGGGUUACAGAGUACUGGAGCCUCCAGCGACAGCCCAUGGUCCCAUCCCAUCCCAUCCCAUCCCUUCCCUUCCCCUGCUGCUGUCACUGGGCCCUGGGGAGGGAGCGGACGGACACGGCUGCGCUGCAGCUCAGGAUAAACCAACCUGUCCAAAUUCCUGCGUUCCCCUCUCCUGUACUUCCUCCUAGAGCACGGGCUGACACGCCAACCCUUUCUCCAUGGAUUUCGGUGGGAUUGCGAGGUGCUCAGCACCACUGAAAAUCUUGCAAUGACUCUCUAAAAAUUCCCCCCCGUUCCUGGCGGUCUGUGGCAGGAAUUGGGCACUGCUGGCAGCCCCUCUGCCCCGGGAGGGCAGGGGAGCAGCCCUGGGUGCUGACCCCGCCGCAGGCCGGCUCCUCCGGCGCGCACGCACACGCUCGGGGCGUGAUUUAAGGCAGUGGUCCACAACAGAGUCUCUGGGGUCCUGGGGGUCCUGGGCAGGCACGAGGGUGGGGGGAGAAGGUUUGCCCUCUUGCAGGGAGUGGCUGGGUGUGGGUUUGGAGCGAGGCUGGGGCCGGGGGGCUCUGGUGAGUGAGCAGGGGCAGUGUGGGGGCUGUUGUGGCAGUGCCCCAUGCGAGGGCUGGCUAGUCUACGCUGCCUGCCUUUCCUGGCUCCCUCGCUGCUUUCCCAAGGAAAUGUGGCUGCAGGAUUUAGUUAACAAGCUUUAUGCUCUGUGAUUGCUCUGGGCCCUCUGUCCCUGCCUGACCCAGUGGCUCUGCAGGGCAGCCGCCAGCUCGGCCCUGGCACUGCAGGUAUCCCCUCUUUUAAUUGUGGAAUCUCAGUGUUUGAGCUCCUUCCCAUCCAGGCUGGAAGCAGAGAAGCAAGGGAAUACAGCACUACCACUGCCUGCAAGGUCAGGGAUGUCUGCUCUGGGGAAGGGAUGGUGUUCCUGCAGCACGGGGAGGAGGGGUUGUCCUCACACAAUGGAAAAUCCUCCCUGUGCUGCAGCAACACCACAAGGACAGAGCUGCCUCCUGUGCUCAGGGUCCUUUGGGCUUGUGAGCCACUGCUCUGCGUGCCCCAGCCCCGCAGCCCCUCCUCAAGCCAGCUGGGACCCCCUCACCAUCACCAAACACACGGCUGCGGCACGAGCCCUGGUCCUGCAUGGUGCCCACAGUGGCCAAGGACUGAGCAGAAGGCUGAAGAGAUUAAAAAAAAAAACCCAAAACAAA
This is a messenger RNA of Catharus ustulatus (Swainson's thrush), 3309 nucleotides long. It is a transcript of the gene RNF214, whose product is annotated as ring finger protein 214. Gene Ontology annotation, molecular function: ubiquitin-protein transferase activity. The transcript has 14 exons. The record is from RefSeq and is a predicted model, not a curated record. NCBI's taxonomy places the organism in Eukaryota, Metazoa, Chordata, Aves, Passeriformes, Turdidae. Bases 93 to 1610 code for a protein of 505 amino acids.